UUUGUAAUUACGAUUUGCGUAUAAUUACUGCUAUAGCCUGACCCCGUUUCAAAUCGUGGAUCUGAGUCCUUGAGUUGAGAGGCACAAAAAAGACCAUCAGCAACACUCGUGGAAGUCUCGAUACAAUGGCAUCUUUCGAGAGCAUCCAAAGGUUUGAAGACAAGCAAGAUGAUAUGACCGAGGUUUUGCUCCCGGAUAUGUUCAAGUCCUUCCUGAAAGAUUAUCCAAAGCUCAACCCGCACUAUGCAGCCGUCAAAGCCACCUCAGAGAAGUGGCUGAUUGAGACUUGUUCGUUAUCUCCCGCCGCCACCAAAUGCGUCCGGGAGUGUGACUUCACAUACUUCUGCGCCAUUGUAUAUGCCGACGCGCCUCUGGAAGAGUUUCAGGUAGUCAGUGACUGGGGAAACUGGGUGUUCCCCUUCGACGAUAUGUUCGAUGAGGGCGAAUUACGAGACGACCCCCAGGCUGCUCAAGACAUGAUGGAUAGUCUGAUGAGCAAGAUGCUCGGAUUGCCUUACCACGGGGAAAAGUCGAAGUUGGUCCAAGCUCACGACAUCAUCUUUGAACGGCUAUGCCAGAAUUCAUCUCCGGAAACAACACGGCGAUAUAUAAAAGCCAUGGCCGAUUACCGUGACAGUGUCAUGAGCCAAGUCUGCAACGCGUCGGCAGGCACGCUGCCCGAGGUUAAGGAUAUGCUCAAGACGCGCAGCCGCUCGAUUGCAGCAUGGGCGAUGUAUGUUAUGAUUGAGUAUGCUCAUGGUCUAGAUAUACCAUCGGAAAUACUCGAGCACUCAACUAUCAAGGCGCUCGAGAUGGUCGGUCUCAAGAUCAUAGCUAUCGCCAAUGAUAUUGUCUCCUACCGCAAAGAGGAGGUGGACAGUGUCCCCCACAACAUGGUAGCCGUGUGCCGAAUGCGUGGUCUUUCGGCACAGCAAGCUUUUGGCACCGUGGGGGCCCUGCUAGACUCUCAACUGGCGGCAUGGGAAGACCACCUUGGCCGGGUUCCGUCAUGGGGCAGCAAGGCCGAUGUCGAGGUAGAGAAAUACAUUGAGGGGAUACGCAAUAUGGCGCGGGCCAAUCUACGAUCGAGCUUCAGAUCACAACGCUACUUCGGACAGGAUGCGAGCAAGGUGGAACGAACUCGGAAGCUAAAUGUCCUUUCCAACCCACCUUGGGGUAUCUCAGUCAGAGGAGCUUGAGGGUGGGAGUGUUCCCAGGCUGCCAACGUCAUUGAAGGAUUUCGCUGUUCCCGUCCCUACAACUUGUAUGCAUUUGAUUUGAGCGAGAAUAAUUCCCGUCAUUGUCUAGAGGUAAUUGAAUCCUCAUUGAGACUGGUCACUCUUUUGCAGUUCUUGUUAUUGUUAUGCUUCAAGCUCAUGCGGCUGUGUAUCUGUUGUAUUGAAUCACCUGGGCCUUGCCCAUCCGGAAGAACAAUACAUACUGAUUUGACCGAGUGCUCGCUGUGGCUUGGUACAACGAUCCCCGUACUGCUAACGUUACAAGACAGUAACCGCCAACCACUUACACCCUGCGCCCUGAUCUAAUCACC
This is a messenger RNA of Ilyonectria robusta, 1549 nucleotides long. Its product is annotated as terpene synthase metal binding domain-containing protein. Lineage: Eukaryota; Fungi; Ascomycota; Sordariomycetes; Hypocreales; Nectriaceae. The record is from RefSeq and is a predicted model, not a curated record. The transcript has 6 exons. The coding region runs from base 126 to 1199 and encodes 357 amino acids.